UAGUCGCGCUGUCAAACUGUGAAAGAUGCAAGCGACCGGGUCGAAAUUACUGCUGCCAACGAUUUGCAAAUUCCUGGCCAUUUUCUGCAUAAUUAUUAAAGAAAACUAUGUGGCGGCCACUGUGAAUCCAAGUGCCAUUGGCGUGCAUAGACGGUUUGAGUAUAAGUACUCGUUUAAGCCGCCAUAUUUGGCUCAAAAAGAUGGCACCGUACCGUUUUGGGAAUACGGGGGAAAUGCCAUUGCCAGUGCGGAAAGUGUACGCGUGGCGCCCUCGUUGCGCUCACAAAAGGGCGCCAUCUGGACAAAAUCGCAGACCAACUUUGACUGGUGGGAUGUGGAGAUUGUCUUCCGCGUAACGGGACGUGGCCGCAUUGGCGCCGACGGUCUGGCGUUCUGGUACACCACCGAGAAGGGAGACUACAAUGGUCCCGUAUUUGGCUCCUCUGACCGUUGGAACGGUCUGGCCAUCAUCUUUGAUUCGUUCGACAACGACAACAAGCACAAUAAUCCCUACAUUAGUGCUGUGCUGAACGAUGGCACCAAGCAGUAUGAUCAUGCCAACGAUGGAACGACGCAGCUGCUCAGUGGCUGUCUCAGGGAUUUCCGAAACAAGCCGUUCCCAACUCGUGCCCGCAUCGAAUACUACAACAAUGUGCUGACCGUCCUCAUCCACAAUGGCAUGACGAACAACAACGAUGACUACGAGAUGUGUCUACGUGCCGAUGGCGUUCAAUUGCCCAGAAAUGGUUACUUUGGUAUUUCAGCUGCCACUGGUGGCUUGGCCGAUGAUCACGAUGUGUUCCACUUCUUGACCACGUCGCUGCAUGCGGCGGGUCAAGUGCAGGAGCCACCAAAGGCGGACAACCAGGAGAAGCUGACACAGGAAUACAAGGAGUAUCAGGAGAAACUGGAGAAGCAAAAGCAGGAAUACAAAAAGGAACAUCCAGAUGAAGCGCACAAAGACGAAGAAGAGUGGGAAGAGUUUUACGAAUCGGAGAAUCAACGCGAGUUGCGUCAAAUCUGGCAGGGUCAGAGUCAGAUAGGCGAUCAUCUGCGCGAACUGUCCCGAAAGGUGGACGAGAUCAUUGGCCGCCAAGAGAACACACUAUCACUUGUCUCCCGCGGCUGUGCGACUGGUGCUGGUCAAGCUCUUCCACCUGCCGCGGCUGGCAGUGCGCCGGUCCAGCAGCUUGCAGGCGGAGUUGGUGUUACCAGGCAGGAUGUAGAUUUGCUAAUUGCUAAUCAGAACAUUCUGCUUAGCACCAUACGUGAAAUACGCCAACUGGCGGGCGAUAUCAAUGUGCGUACUGAUAACAUACAAACAAAUCAGAAGAACGCGCCAACAGCACAAAUUCAGUCCACGGGCUACGAUGUUCAAUCGUUGAUCACGGAAAUGCGGGAUGGCAUGAAUCAGGUCAAACAGGGUAUCUCCCAUGUGGGUCAGAGAUUGGGUAUGCCUCAAGGCUCGGCGCAGACAGCUCCUUGUCCCACCGGCAGUUGUGUAGGUGUCACGUUGUUCCUAAGCGUAACCGUUGUGCAGCUGCUGCUUGUCUUCAUCUACAAUAUAUUCAAAAACCGCAGCGAGGCGCAAGCGAAAAAGUUCUACUAGGCAGUCUGCUAAGUCAACCAAUCAGCAACGUAAACAACACACAUUCUCACACACAACACACACACACACCUGACUAGGCGGCAACUAAAAUUAGUUGAAAUGAAAUACUUAAGACUUCAGCAAAGUUUGCUCUACAAUAUUGUAUAAUUGUUAUUUUACGUAGAUCUAAUAGAUUUGCAAAGCGUCAGGUGCCCAAAAUUGAACGUGACUUAACUGUAAUGAAACUGAACAAUUAAUUUGAACAAUGUAAUAAGCCACAUGACAAAAGCCAGAAGACAAAUGUUUGCAGUUGUAGUUCGUUAGCAUCUUUCACAUUGUGUUUGUAACCCAAUUUGAUAAGUCAAGUCUAAAGUUCCGGUCUACUCUCAAUACUGUGCAUAUCAGUGGACAGAUAUGAACUACGAACUCUGCAUUUCACUAUAUAAAAUGUAAACCUAAUGAAACAAAAAAAGAGAAACAAGAAUAAUAAUAAUAAUACGAGUACAUAAUGAAUUCCGUAAAUUUAGCAAAUAAUUACUUUAUGUUUUUUAUACGUUA
Molecule: messenger RNA, 2146 nt
Organism: Drosophila innubila
Lineage: Eukaryota; Metazoa; Arthropoda; Insecta; Diptera; Drosophilidae
Gene: ergic53
Product: protein ERGIC-53
Exons: 5
Coding region: 26-1609 (527 amino acids)
Biological process (GO): endoplasmic reticulum organization; endoplasmic reticulum to Golgi vesicle-mediated transport; Golgi organization
Cellular component (GO): endoplasmic reticulum membrane; Golgi membrane; endoplasmic reticulum-Golgi intermediate compartment
Molecular function (GO): D-mannose binding
Source: RefSeq, a predicted model, not a curated record